AUGCCAGUUGACAUCGAAACCAUCCAACCCGGAGACGGCAAGACCUUUCCAGCCAACGGCCAAACAGUAUCCUGCCACUACACCCUCACCCUCGAAAAUGGCAAGAAGAUCGACUCUAGCCGUGACCGAGGAAAGCCAUUGGCCUUCAAGAUUGGAAAAGGAGAAGUGAUCAAGGGAUGGGACCAAGGAGUUGCUAAGGUGAGCAAUAUCUUGUUACUAUAAUAUCGUAAAGUCGAUUUUAGUGAAUUUUAAAAAAUUAUGUUAAGAAAGUAACUGUGAAUUUUACAAAGCUUUUAAUUUUUUUUGCUAAGAAUACGAACUUAUGAUAAGGAAUAUCCGUUAUAUAUGUUUUCUAACUGAAAUUUGUAGUUUUAUACAACAAUUAUUUGCAGAUGUCCGUUGGACAAAGAGCCAAGCUGACCAUCAGCUCCGAUCUUGGCUACGGACCUAAUGGAAUCCCAGGGACAAUCCCACCAAACGCUACAUUGAUCUUCGACGUUGAAUUGGUCAAGGUUCAGUAA
Messenger RNA from Bursaphelenchus okinawaensis, 521 nucleotides. Lineage: Eukaryota; Metazoa; Nematoda; Chromadorea; Rhabditida; Aphelenchoididae. The record is from the annotation of a GenBank genome assembly.